Molecule: messenger RNA, 231 nt
Organism: Lindgomyces ingoldianus
Lineage: Eukaryota; Fungi; Ascomycota; Dothideomycetes; Pleosporales; Lindgomycetaceae
Exons: 3
Coding region: 1-231 (76 amino acids)
Source: RefSeq, a predicted model, not a curated record
AUGCCCAGCACCUUGCCCGGCUGCGAUUCUGGAAGCAUCUGGUACUCGCGCACUCCCCUAACGCUUAGCUCUGCCGUCAUCUGCGAAUGCCUUGUCCCGCACCACAACCCAAGUGACGUCAGCCGCUCCGGCCUAGACUCGUGUGGAAAACAACAUAUGUUGGAUAAGGGCAAUGUGGAGGAGAAUGCUGUCUUAGUGGACACACUAUCGCCCUGUCCUCUAUUUAUCUAA